GUGAGUCGUCGCGAUAACUUAUCAUCAAAUACUUGUCCUGCAUCAUGCGUCAUUACGACGGAAUCAGUUUCGUUACUUGAAGAAUGGACAUUAUGAGACACUGUGGUUGAAUUCAACCACGUUGAAGACUGUCUCGAUUUGACCGCUCCUGUGGAACCCUAUUAAUUAUCGAGAUGAAGCAUUAAUCGUUUUACGAAACUUUGACCUACAGGAUCUCAGUAACCUUCAAAAUUAGACGAUACACUAAAUCGUUUCCGCUUCAGAAUACAAAUAGUCCAGGUAUGUACAGCUUAGGUACAGACACAAGUGAAGUAGGAAUUAAAUCGGCGUUUUACCAAAUCGGACACAGUUACAAAGAGCUUUUUAUUAGGUUUGGAAAUCAAGCGUUAAAUCGGUCUGAAAAAGUUAUUGUUACACGAAAAGAAAUACUAGCUGUCGUGAAAUUCGUACGGAAGUACAGACCGUACCUUCUUGGCAUAAAUUUCAUACUGAGUACUUACUAUGAAGCUCCCCAAUGGCCACAGAAUUUUGGGAGAGAAAACGACGUAUUGGCAAGACUGCAAAACUUUGGUUUCGAGCGUAUCCAUCGACUGGGACGCCAACAUAAAGUUUCAGAUUUCUUAUCACAACAGCCUGUUGUGUCACACUGAGACUGUCCCUAUUUUAGUAUAAUCAACAUUCAUCCCGUCUCUUAAGCAAGACUUGAUAAUACAGUGGGCACAUAUACAAGAAAUAGAUGGUGAGGCACUACUACUGUAUCGAGCUGUCCGCGGCAAUUGACAAAGGCCACCUAACACGGAAAUUAAAGGGAAAAGUCGGAAGACAAAGUGUUUGUGGGUGUUGUGGGACCAGUUAGUAUUGGCGUAAGUUAUCCUGUGUUCAAUCGGUACUACUAAUAGUGCCACAACCUAUCGCUACAGCAGUGUUGGAUAAAGUUCAUGCCAAUAAUUGGCACUCUGGAAAUGACAAGAUGGAUCAGGGAAUUGAAAUAAGAUACUGGUGGCCGCGGGACAUUUAGGGUUUUCUGAAUGGUUUUCAGGUUUGCUGGAACGUGAUAAACGCGGCUGGAAGACAGCGAGUGCUGUUAAUUGAUAUGGAGGUUUGGUCCCUGGGAGUUGAUACAGUCGGACUACUGGGAGAUAUAACAAGAAAGCAUAUACAUAUUGAUUAUGGCAGAUCAUUUCACGAAAUGGUGCGAAGCCAUCCCACUUGGUAGAAUCAAUGCUCGUACGGUAGCAAAAUCAUUGUUUGACAGCUAGAUUACCGUAUGGGGAGCACCCGGGCAACUGCAUUUUGAUCAGUGAUCUAAUUUUAAAAGUAUAUUGAUGUGAGGAUUAUGCUUCAAAAACACUACCCAAACCUUUAUCGAGGCGGAGGUGGUGGCAUGGGAUACCCUACUACACCCUCGUUUGUGAGUAUACUAAAGUAGCAAACAGGAGUCAGCAGGAUAUUCACUACACUGUGGCUGGGAAAAGACAUAUGUCUUCUCAGUGAUACAGCCGUGGCAAGUCAGUGGGAUAAUCUUAUUGUGUUCGAAAUGGUGGUUCCGUUAAGAAGUGAUAUUAUAUACAAUCAUGGCUGGGUCUGAGAGAACCUAGGAAAAACCCAACACAAGCAGAAGACACAUUGUGACCGGAAGAGUUUGGGCACUCCUAUGGAGAUAAGAAAGCUUGGUUUAAGCAGCCAAAUGUUAUUAAUCAACGAGGAGUUGGGCAAAGAAAUAAGUCAACUGGACACUACUGGGUUAAUCGACAGAUAACAGAGAGUACUUAUGACAUCAUUGAAGAGCGAAAAGAAAAAAUAGAGAGCUUACUUGUACAUUCCAACCUAUUGAAGAAGCGAAGUAGUAGUGAGACUUCUAACCCUGUUAAUCUUAUUACUACAAGUGCAAAUGAUGUAUAGGAAGAAAUGAACACGACUUGUUUUUAACUCAAUCGAAAAUUGUACCGUUCGUACACAGUCAUGAUUUAUUUCUUGUUGAACAUUGUGUGAAAUGAGUAAUUCAAUCUUAGCUUCUUCUCUACUCAUUUGGUCCCACAAAUUGUUAACUUUUUUUGUCAUUAUAAUUCUUUAAAAUAGCUGCUAGGUAUUGUGAUUGACUUGAUAUUUAGCACCAUACGUUCCAAACCAUAAUCAUUUUACUACUUAUUGGUUUGUUGCUUCCGAUAUGUAUUCUUAUCAGUUCAAAUACUUUAUUUCGGCUCGUUUUCCCUUCUGCGCUGUUGUAAACUAUGAACUCAAUACAUUCCUGCGUGAAGCUUCAUUUUUUUAUUCUCUCAGUUUUCGACUCACCAUAUUUUCACGAUAGCACUUUGAUUAUCUUGUCCCACUUGUAAACCACACAUAGUUGUUCCAAUUAAUUAAAAAAACAACUCGAAACUUUUGUAAAGAUACAUUUUGGGAAUAAAUUCUAUUCUUGAUGUCCGUUUUAUUGUACAGAUUAACGAUUGUGAUUUAACUGUCGAUAAGAUAGAUGAUAUAUGUCAACUUACUACUUUUUUGCAGCAGAGGUGUGAAGAUUUUGAGCAAAAUAUCGUUCAUAAUAGAAGGAUGAUAGAUUGGCGAGUUUAAGGUAGAAAGGGAAGUAUGUAGCGUAAAAAGCAGUUCGAAAGUAACAAAUCCAGAUAAAAAAUGGCAGUUUAGGAACAAUGGGAUAUUUAAAAUCUAAGGCAAGAUAGAGAAUAAAGCGACAGCACCACGUCCACUGAUUUUAGGCUACAUAGCGCAUCCCAAGAUUGCAGUUAUCUUACAGGUUCUAGGUAGGAUUUUCGAACUUGCUGACAGCUCAAACUGAAAGUCGGUGAUCUCAUUGGUUAAUACCUCUUCUUUACCUCCUAGACUUAAGUGCAUAAACUCGGACUAAAAACAGGCUAUCAGUGUUUCCUCUUUGAAUUGAAACAGUUUCAAGCCACAGACAGAAAAUUUUUCGGUUAUUGAUGGUAAGUAUAUGGGGGGUUUGUCUGUAAUCUUUUUCUGAAAUCAUCACUCAGAUGUCCGACAUUGAGUACUCGCUUUAUUUAUUUGGUUACGGGUCCCUGAAAUAACGUAAUAAUGUUUCAUGAUUGUUAGGUUGGGUGUCAAUUAAUACUUGUAGGCUAUGAUGAACUACCCAUGAUUAACUAAUUGAAUGCCAUGUUAAUUCCAUUUUAGGUCUAUAUGUUUAAAAAUUUUUAUAGUCAAUUGCAAUAACGUGAAGUUUUCCUUAUAGUCCUGCUGUGUUGAGAUUAGUGGUAUGUUCCUCAGAUUUUUAAAAGUCUUCAUUAUUUGGAAGGGACAAAUUAUGCUAAAUGAUCUGUUAAAUUCCUGUGCUUUUUCAAAUGUCCCAAAAAGAUUUUCCUUAAAAACGAUGUCUACUUUGGUGUAUCGUAACAAAAACCCAAGGUUAGAAAACUUUUACGGAAGGCAUAGUUAUAGAAAUCUUGAACUUCUUGGUCUAGCACCGAAAAUGAAAGGUUGGGAAUUUCAAGCUCCACGAAAAGACUUCUGGAAUAAAGUAGUCUUAAAUAGAGAACCUCAUAAUACAACAGGUCUUGUUGUUCAUGCUUCUUCAAAAGUGCUGAUCUCUGCUUCAACUAAAGAAGUUAGCAUCAGAAAACAUUUAUAUAGUUGUAUUGAUGUUUCAGCUGCAGAAAAUGUUGGAAGAGUGUUGGCCUUAAGAUGUCACCAAUGUGGUUUCACGGAGUUAUUUUCAGAAACGAGCGAGAUAUAUAAAGAAAACGAAAGCGUAUGUUCUCUGUCGUUCAUAUUUUAGAUAAAAAUAGACUAGAGCUUUCUACGAGUCCUUGUUGAAUGGUGGUAUACAACUGAAGGAGACACCACCUAUUGAAGAGUUGGAUGCCAUUGGGAUAGAUUAUGACAGUAUGUCAGAUGAAGAAAAACGUGCUAUGUAUCCGAGCCUUAUUGAAACACUUCGUACUACACCCGACUGGGAUAGCAUCCCUUAUCCGUAUUCACUUAGACCUAGAGCAGGUUCAUAUAAACUAAAAAGUCGUUAUCAAGUAAGUUUAAUUUUAUUUUACUAACACUGUAUAUUUUUUCCUCAUUUAUUUUUUUAAAUCGUUGUAAUGCUUAUGUUUUGUUUUGUGUAAAAUUGGCGAAACUCGCCUAAAAAUAUGUGCGUGAGCAGUUUAUUUGUACGAUUGUUAACAUAACAGGAUCCAAAUUCACAUUUGUUUGCCGUUAUCACAUGCAUUAAGUAGGUUUUAUAAUCUUUUCGACUUCGAUAUUAGUACUAUAUUUAAUGACAUGUCUUACUGAUGAUUUUCAUUCCUUUGUUACAGAUUCUUUCAAAAAUCCGUCAAGGUAUGGUAUGGGAUCCAUAUUACUUGAGAAUGGUGCAUCCACAAAACAAAGCUUAUUGGCAGCACGACUAUGAAGAGUUGCAAAAGAAGAAACUUGAGUCUUUGGGAGACUUAAACGAGAGUGAAGAACCAGUUAAAACAAUUGUUCCAUCUAAGUGGCAGUUAAUGUAAAACAGUUCAACUAAUACAACUUAAGUUGUAUACAUACUAUAAUGUACAUAAAAUGAUUUUACUGAUACAAGGUUUUCAUUGUUUUCUCUACACAGACGGGGAUUUAACAUGUCUCAUUCUACAUUAUCGUAUUAUCAUUUUUAAUAUCAUAUUAGCUGCAUGUUGAUUUACAGUAACCCAUAAAAUUACCGAAUUUGAAUUUAAACGACAUUAUCGAAACAGUUACAUCUAUUUUGACCUAGGCUGUCCAAUAGUAUCGGUAGCAUGGAUACACAUGAUGUGACUCAGGGUCGAUUACACAAAAUUUAAAUAAAGAAAUGUAUUCAAAUGUUCAACAAUAUGUUGUUUAUUACUGUUAUAUAAAAUAAACAUUAAUGAAUAACAUGAAAGGUAAUUAAUUAAUUAAAUAUGGGUAAAUACCAUAUACG
Messenger RNA from Schistosoma haematobium, 4900 nucleotides. RefSeq names its product 39S ribosomal protein L18, mitochondrial, variant 2. Gene Ontology annotation, biological process: translation. The transcript has 4 exons. Bases 3233 to 3751 code for a protein of 172 amino acids. The record is from RefSeq and is a predicted model, not a curated record. Gene Ontology annotation, molecular function: structural constituent of ribosome. NCBI's taxonomy places the organism in Eukaryota, Metazoa, Platyhelminthes, Trematoda, Strigeidida, Schistosomatidae. Gene Ontology annotation, cellular component: ribosome.